Molecule: messenger RNA, 2968 nt
Organism: Pomacea canaliculata
Lineage: Eukaryota; Metazoa; Mollusca; Gastropoda; Architaenioglossa; Ampullariidae
Exons: 6
Coding region: 1868-2662 (264 amino acids)
Source: RefSeq, a predicted model, not a curated record
CAGCUUUCCUGCGUCCAUCCAUGGUCGCAGCUUUAUAUCGGGUUCAUAGUUUCGUGGACAUUAAAUACAACCCCAGAGAACUCUUCGAGGCCGUUGUUAUAUAAACUUCAGGUUAAAUUACAUUAAAUUUUAUAUACACGUAACACUUGGGGCAUCCUUGCUUAACGAGGCAUAUGCCCAGGCCGGAAGAGAGGUAAAGAGUGGAACAGCAAGAGGGAGGAGAAGGGCUGUUGUACCCCGGGGACCCGCGGUUGCACUGGGGGCACGGUCUCGAGAAUUCUAGAAAUUCCGGAUGGAUGUCGAGGAGUUUAAGAUGACAAAGAGGAAAAUGGAUAGACGUGAGGGUCAGUCUGUGAACAGCGGCGCAUUGAGUGAGGCGGGCUGCUCCCUGUUGCUGCAGGGGAGGUGUGUCGAAAGUGUUUGCUAUUCUUUCGUGUAGACAUUGCUCUUCUCUGAAUUUGCGUAGAUCACAGCCGCAGCAAGACACUGGUUUAAUAACUCUAAUAGCAACACUUUAAAGUCAAUAACUAUUGGCAACUGACACCCACACUACUACUACUUAGUUUGUCUUAUAAACUAGUAGAACCGGGUCUGUAUCUUGCAAAAUAUCUUUUGCCCCUCAUACGUUGGAAGGCACUGUCUGGAGUAGGGCAAGAGAAGAAGACAAAAGUUCCCAUUUGAUGGCACCAGUGGUCUUCAUAGCAGUAGGUCAAAGGGAGCGAGAUGGAGACUAGAGCUACCAUUCUUGAUGGGACCAGCACUCGUUAAAAGUGAAUCUAUCUCUCGAUCUUAUGGCAAUAUUAUGUGAUAUCUUUCCAGAUGGCAUACUUAACAGUAAACAUUUUAUAAUUGAAGAAAAGAUUUUUUGUAAUGUUUUGUGGGAAAUAUUGUAGGGUUUUUUUUUUUGUUUUUUUUUUUAUCGAAGAUUAAUAGGAAAGUGUGUUUGAACAUAAUAUACUGUUGAUUGGAAGCGAAACAUGUUUCUGUCAUUAGCAAGGCUGUCUGCACAAUUAAUGAAGCUACAUUUAGGAGUGUUACAUUAAUAGACUUUAUGAAAUUGUUUUUUUUAUGAAUCAUGAGCAAUGUUAUACACAAUGUCCUAACAUCAUUCGUCCUUUAAAAAACGCUGAACACGUCUACGUCCUUAGGCAGCUGCCUACCGUAGAACCGGACUUGGAUGUAGCAUUAACUUUCGUUUAAAGUUAAAAUGCCCCAAAUCUUUUAUUAAUGAAAACAUGGCAGGGUUUUAUAGUUUUAGAGGUAAGUACCAUUAAAACAUGUCAGGAAAUAACGGGUAUUUCUGUGUGAUUAGGAGGUGAGGGAAGGCGCACCAUCCUCAACUACUCCAGCCACAUUGUAAAGUCAUUGACUGCCUUAACUUUAUUCAUUAUUAUUACAGUGUGCAUAGGUUUACUCAUUAGUUUUUUUAAUCAGUGUUGGAGACCCUCUAGCUCGUGUAGCUCAGAAUUAAUCUUUAUUUAAAUUUAGAUACUAGAGAAAAGAAAUGGGUUCAGCUCAUGACAGAAGUCUAUCUUCUGCCCAGAAUGAGAGCGAAACGUGUGCUGAUAAGAAAAUGCACGGACCUUCUGGUAAGUCCCUAAGAAAAUGUGUCCUGUACGGUCAACCUCAUGUAGGCCAGAGCUCAGUAAUCUCCGUUUCAACCCACUCAGGAAGAACAUCACCAAGGUCCGACGUACAAGGACUUUGGAACUAGAGCCAGGGUAAAGUCUCUCCCGAAAUCCUGCAAGCAAUUGUUGAGCUGGCCUGCCGUUUCCGACAUGUUCGUCUUCAACAAUUGUUAAGUCAUGUGGCACAAACUGCUCAUAAGGAGGCAGAAGGCCGUCAUCUCUUGGCAGUUAUACUUAACAUGUCUCCAUAUGAUGAUGGGCUUAAUAUGCAGCGGGCUAUUCAAGUGGACUUUGUGUAUGACCAUUUGAUGUUCUGUGUCAAAAAAGGCUUUCCUUGGAAGCAGGUGUGUGCAAUUGUCAAUUUUGCCAGGCAGUUUCUGGAAGCUGUCACAGGGAGACAUAUUAGUGAGGCAGUUGUACUUUACCAACAAGACAUAACUAAACUGCAGCAGCUGGUGAAUGAAAGGAACAUCAAGAUGUACUCAGACUUUGUAUUUUCAACUUUCUUCACCCAUUUCCAGCUGUACAAAUUUGUGCUGACAAACCCUCGGCAAGUGAUUGCCCAUAAUAAAUCUCUACUUGUUUAUCCUCCUGUGCCUCCACAUCCUUUGGCUGAAGCUAAAGAACUAAGCAUUUGGACAUAUGAGUCUAAAAUUUCAGAGCUGGAGAAAAAGCAGGACAAAAUACAAUUGAACAGACGGGCAGAAAAAGAAGAAUUGAGGAGGGAAGCAGAAAGAAUCAAGGUUGAGAAUAAAACUAAACUUACUGCAAUGGAGAGUCCACUUAGUAAGGAGACCUUAAGACAGAUGCUGAAAAAUGUUAUGGCUGAGUACACAGCUGCGACGGCUGCAGUUAUCUCCAGCGAUAUUGCGAGGAUGAAGGAGGACUUGGAGAUCAAGUUGGAGAUGAGGAGUGUUCCGCGCCCUCGCUCGCUGGGACCUAUGCCAUGCUUUUCGCUCAAAAGUAAGAUCUCGAGUACUUUACUGGGCUUCGGACAUCGGAACGCCAGAGACCCCAGCAGCGGGAAACGUUAAAGUCGCAUUUAAGAAACUCCAAGAAGUGAACACCGCACCGGGCAGCUAACCAUCCUCUCGAGAACACGCAGCGAACUAAAAAAUAUGCAUUUUUUCUUUUUAGUCCAUCUUGUGUCUCAUACUUUGGCGUCUGUAUCUCUCCAGCAGCUUGUUAUAUAGCCUUAGCUGCUGAUUUGGUGCGUAAAGCUUCAGUUGACUCCCAUCCCCCCGCUCAUCUCUUAUGAGAUUAGAAUGGAUUAUGAUCGAGGCAUCAUAUUAUAGCGUUAACAAAUAUUCACGACAUGAAAUAAAGGGUUAAGAACCAUA